ACUGGGAGUGGGUUCUCAGGGCUCAGUGCUCACCAGCGCCCUUCAGGGAGGGGGCCUUGCACGGAGCCCAGUGCGGCUCGCAGUCUGCAGGAUCGCCCCUGAGCCAGGGCACGCGGGGUCGGGGAGGCUCCUGACCUGAUUAUGGGAGAGUGCGGCCGGCCCCACACGGAUUCGGGACCCUGGGAGUUCCUCGAGUUGCAUUCAACACCCUUAGCGAGCCGGGCCGGAGUCCACUCCAGAAGCUGAGCAGCCAUGACAUUCGCUGAGGACAAGACCUAUAAGUAUAUCCGCGACAACCACAGCAAGUUUUGCUGUCUUGACGUUUUGGAGAUCCUGCCUUACCUGCCCUGCCUCACAGCCAGUGACCAGGAUCGACUACGGGCUUCCUACACACAACUAGGGAACCGAGACACACUCUGGGAACUCUUCAAUAAGCUCCAGAGACGGGUUGGCUGGGUAGAGUUCUUCAUCCGGGCACUGAGGAUCUGUGAGCUGCCUGGGCUGGCUGACCAAGUGACUCGAGUGUAUCAGAGCUACCUGCCUCCUGGGACUCCGCUCCGCUCCCUAGCCCCACUGGAGUUACCAGUAGUUACUGCCACAACUUCUGUACCGUCUGCUACUCCAAGCCACAGCAUCCCUGACAAUGGCUACCAAGAGAGACCAGGCUACCCCAGACCUGUCCAGGAUACCCAGCCACCAGAGUCCCCAGGAGAGAGUUUAGAGCAAGUCCCACAGGCCAGCCUCGGGGCCAUCCCGAGGAUGUCUGGAGGCUCUUUGAUGCCCUCGUCCAACCUGCCAGCUGUCAGCCCUCAGCCUUCCGCAGAGUAUCAUGGUGAAGAGCCAGAAGCGGGUGACACCUCCACAGCAAGUGUUGACUCCAUACCACUCCAUGGACCUGUGUCUCCAACUGUUUCCUUCCAGCCUCUUCCACGUACCACCGUGCGGACAAGCCGCUUGCCUGGGGUCACGGUAUCAGUUCCGUCUCCUGAGACCUCCUUGUCUUCCUCUUCCACUGGAUUGGCUUUGGCAAAGGGAGCUGGAGACCAGGCCAAAACUGCCACAAAUUCUGUGACCACCAGCUCAGUGCCUUCUACCAAAGUGGUACCAGUGACUACUGUGUCUUCCAAAGUGUCCUCCAAGUUGCCCAUCAGUACAAAGUCCACUGCUGCAAUGCCUUCUGCUGUGCUCACCAAUAUAGCACCGUCAAAGUUACCCAUCAACUCAGUAUAUGCUGGCACAGUGCCAUCCAAAGUGCCUGUUAGUGUGGCCAAAGCACCUGCCAACGUACUGCCACCCAAUAGGAUCAACAACCAAGCCAAGGAGACCCUAGAGACUCCAGCAACCACAGUCACCACUAGAAGCAGCUUGCCCAGACCAGAUAGCAGUUCGAGGAGCUUGCACUCUGGGCCAGAGAUGGGCAAACCAGGUGUGCUGUUGUCCCAGGUGGAUGAGCCAUUCUCAGGAUGCUCUAUGGACCUUGCCAUCAGCCCUAGCAGCUCCUUGGGCUCUGAACCCAAUCGUGGUCCAGAGGAGAGUGAGUAUUCAUCCUUUAGGAUCCAGGUGGAUGAGGACCCCAGUGCUGACCUCCUGGCAGGAAAUCCUGGGCCACUAGCCACCCAGGAGCUCCCAGAAGACGAAGAGCUUUGUGCCAGUCAAAUAUCCUGGGUCAAGUGGCUCGGGGCAACCGGUGCACUCUUGGCUGCGUUCCUGGGAGUGAUGCUGUACCGUAGUAGGCACCUGGCCCAAUGAAGCCUCAGCUGCGUGCCGUUCGCUGGCCCAGUUCCGCCAAGCACAGUCUCUAGGCUCGGGCUGGUGGAGGCUAAGUCAGGGGAACUUAGAGAUGGUGAGGUUCAUCAAGCUAUCUGUGUGGAAGCUGCACCAAGGCUCCAUCCACUGUGGAGUAGGGGAGAGACAUUCUUUCUAUCCUAGUUCAUGCCAUCUUCUGGUCUUUAGCUUUUUGGGGUACUAGAAUACCUCCACUGCUUCUGGCCUUCCCACAUGGCCGUAUAGGAUUUCGUGUGAUGUGCUCCUAAGGAGCUGUCCCCAUCAGCCUCAUCCGUGUUGGCCCAAGCCUGAAGAUCAGGAGGCAUCACACUUCUGUGGACAGCGCUCCUCAUCCUGCCCAGGCCUCUUGAAACACAAGCACAGGUGUAUUUGUGAGAGCUCCCGUAACAUCUUGUGCCUUCCACCAGCAGCCUGGCCUAAGGCCUUGGUACUAGAGCCUGGGAGCAGCAGAGUGGCUGGUUCCUAGGGAGCUUUGAAUCCUGUCUCUCUGGUCCCCCUCCACAGCUAGGCAACCCUGAGGGAAGGUCUGGCGGUUCCCUGUGGACCCUGAGAAAGCCAGAAGCAGCUGCCAGGCCUGAGGAAGACGCUGGGAGCCCUGCUCCAGCCUCCUAACCCCACCUCUUCACCUCCUCCCUCCUGGUCUCCAUUCUCUUUGGUUUCCUACCCAGGAUGAUGGAACACCUAGUGGGCGGAGCUCAGGCUGGGCUUGAAUUUCAGUUCCCCGCUUCCUUUGACCUUAGCAGAUGUUUACCUUCUGUAGUCUUUUCCCAGUGUGGACAGUGAGGCCUUUCACUGGGCUUUUCUGAGACUGAAGGACAUAGAUAUUUACAUAGUACCUAGCCCAGAGGGUGUGACUACCAAGUAAUUACCCUCCUGCCCAGCCUGGUUGAACUAAGGUGAGCUUGAGAGGCAGAGUACAUGGUGGUAAUGGUACACUCUUUGCCUCUGAGAGAAUAGCUUUGGCCUACAUAGUGCUUCUGUCUCUCUCUGGCCCUGUGAUCUCUGACAAAGUGUACACCUCUGGGCCUCACUUUUCUCUCCUGUGAGAUGGGGCAAAUAUGCAUACAUAUGUGCUACUGCAUUCUAAUUUUAUCAAGAUAAUUAAAUUAAAAGAAUUUAUCUGUGAAAA
Molecule: messenger RNA, 2914 nt
Organism: Mesocricetus auratus (golden hamster)
Lineage: Eukaryota; Metazoa; Chordata; Mammalia; Rodentia; Cricetidae
Gene: Mavs
Product: mitochondrial antiviral signaling protein
Exons: 7
Coding region: 253-1749 (498 amino acids)
Source: RefSeq, a predicted model, not a curated record